Knipowitschia caucasica is the source of this 552-nucleotide messenger RNA. NCBI's taxonomy places the organism in Eukaryota, Metazoa, Chordata, Actinopteri, Gobiiformes, Gobiidae. The record is from the annotation of a GenBank genome assembly.
AUGGACAUUCGUACAUGGCUGAAAAAGCCAAACACUACACCGGCAGUGUCCCCGCAGCCUGGCAGCAGCUACAGGAGAACCGGGGAAGCCGAAGAGCACCUGCCGAGGCCAUGGCAGCAGGUGCCGAGGCAAAUGGAGGAGAGUGAUUCUCCCGCCGGUCCCCCGGUGCCAAUAGCCUCUGACCCGGGUUCAGCGGUGUUCGGGGCGGCGAGGCCACCAUCGCACUCGCAGCAACAGCUUUGUUUACCAGAAGACCUCGGAGUUGAAAAGCCAGUUCAAGGCACGCCUGUCCCUCCAAAACGACUGCGGCAGACCACCGGGGCCCUUCAGGACUACGUGGUGAGUGAAGGCCUUGGGCAGCGCGAAGCAGACAUCCAACAGGAGUGUAAGCGCCUGUUUUUUGCCAUAAUCGACUCGAUUUUGUGUGAAAUGGCUGCGCGUUUCAGCGAGCGCAAUGGGACAUACCUGUACAUGACUGCUUUGAACGCUUUGGAUCCCGUGGAGAAGGAGGAAAGGCCGCCCAAUCUGGCAACCCUGACAGCGCCCCUUUAG